Molecule: messenger RNA, 417 nt
Organism: Centrocercus urophasianus (Greater sage-grouse)
Lineage: Eukaryota; Metazoa; Chordata; Aves; Galliformes; Phasianidae
Product: natriuretic peptides B-like
Exons: 3
Coding region: 1-417 (138 amino acids)
Biological process (GO): neuropeptide signaling pathway; receptor guanylyl cyclase signaling pathway; negative regulation of systemic arterial blood pressure
Cellular component (GO): extracellular region; cytoplasm; nucleus
Molecular function (GO): hormone activity; hormone receptor binding
Source: RefSeq, a predicted model, not a curated record
AUGCAUCUGCUGGAUCUUUGCUGCAAAGCCUCACUACUGCUGCUGUUUAUGCCAUGGGCUGGUGGUGAAAAUGAUGCGGAGCUGCAGUCCUUGCAGGAGCUCCUGGAGGCUUUGGAGCAGCUCCAGGAGGAGGAAGGGGCACCAGCCCUGGAAGAUGAGCUGGGUGCUGGGGCUGAAGCUGGUGGCUCUGAGUGGGAUCUCCAGGGGCUAGAAAGCAGCCCGGUGGGUGCCCUUCUGCCAGCUCUCAGCCCUCCCCAACCAGCGGAGGGACAGAGCCAUUGGAGGAGCCUCCUCUCCUCCUUCGGACGGAGGCAUUUCUCUGGCUGCUUUGGGACAAGGAUGGAGAGGAUCGGCGCGCAGUCGGGACUGGGAUGCAAUCACUACAAAGCCCGUUUCUGGAGAAGAAGGAGAAGCUGA